This is a messenger RNA of Soboliphyme baturini, 123 nucleotides long. Lineage: Eukaryota; Metazoa; Nematoda; Enoplea; Dioctophymatida; Soboliphymatidae. The record is from the annotation of a GenBank genome assembly.
AAGAACGAUGAGGCGGUGUGCAACUAUGGCAUAUGGCUGGCGGUCGAAAUGGGCAGGAAGCUGCUCGCCAAAUGUCCGGGGCUACAUCUCUACACAUUGAGCCAGUACUACGCUGUGCAGUGA